This is a messenger RNA of Cornus florida, 1800 nucleotides long. RefSeq lists its product as uncharacterized. Gene Ontology annotation, biological process: DNA integration. The record is from RefSeq and is a predicted model, not a curated record. Bases 1 to 1800 code for a protein of 599 amino acids. Gene Ontology annotation, molecular function: RNA-DNA hybrid ribonuclease activity; nucleic acid binding. NCBI's taxonomy places the organism in Eukaryota, Viridiplantae, Streptophyta, Magnoliopsida, Cornales, Cornaceae. The transcript is spliced from 4 exons.
AUGGAUGGAUAUUCAUCAGGCCGCCUUCGAGCGGAUCAAGCACGUGCUAUUGUCCCCGCAGAUUAUGCAUACUCCACAAAAGACCAACCCCUCUUACUGUAUGUUACUUCUACACCUCAAUCCAUUGGGGCACUACUCACACAGGAGAUUGGUAAUCAAGAACGCUCCAUCUAUUACAUUAGUCAUCUGAUCCGUGACGCUGAAGAACGGUAUUCCCUUAUUGAAAAACAUUGUUUCGCCUUGGUCUUUGCCGCGCACAAAUUUCGGCACUACUUCCUCGCCUAUCGCAUCAUUCUCAUCACUAAAUGCGAUCCCUACAGGCACCUUCUCUCCAAACCUAUGCUUACAGCUCAUGAGCUGGUGGAUGAACAGUUACCUCUCGAUGACCUGCAGGUCGCCUCUCUUGAGCAAGCUCAGGAAUGGCACUUGUCUUUUGAUGGUUCUUCCACCACAAAGGGCGGAGGCGCGGGCAUUGUGCUCUCCUGCCCGACCCUCACCUUUAUCGCUGCUGUCAAACUCGACUUCAAGUGCACUAACAAUGAAGCUGAAUAUGAAGCACUCAUCCUGGGGCUAUUAACAGCACUCGAUAAACAGGUCUCCCGGUUAUGCAUCGAUGGCGAUUCAAAGUUGAUUGUCAAACAGACUUCAGAUGCUCUUGCUACGCUCGCCUCCAAACUUGACAUCUCUGGCCCCACACAACAAAUCACUGUUCAUAAACAAACACAGCCUGCCAUCGCCAGUUUGCUCCCUCUUGAAGAUAUCAGUGAUUGGCGUCGCCCAAUUAUCUAUCAAAUGCAGACCUUCACCGGUUCAUUACCCCUUACUCAGCUCAAAUGCUUUCAUCUGAUCCAAGGAGUCCUUUAUCAUCGAUCCCCUCUGGCAUCUUCAGUCGCAGUCUCGGGGACGCCGAGGCUCGUGAAGUUCUUCACCGUGUUCAUCAGCAACAAUGCGCCACUACUGAUAUCGCUCUUUACCGGCGGCUCCAGCGCUAAGGCUAUUACUGGCCUCAAAUGUCCAGUCAGGCUACCGCAUUGCAGCGCGCAUGUGUUGCUUGCCAGAAAUGCCCUGAUGCAACUGAGGUCCUCGAGCUCGAACAAUCCAACCUUGGCCGCCAAGCUCAAGCACCAAGCGCCACGCUUCCAAGUUUGCGAUGGUAGUUUGUUCCGCCUUUCUCGCGAAGGGCACCUCCUGCGAUUCCUUGCUGGUGCUGAGAUCCGUGAAGCACUUCAUCAAGCUCACUCCCUCGAGCAUCAGGGUGCCUACAAAUUAUUUCAACACUUGAUCCACAAGGGGCUCUAUUGGCCAACUAUGGAGUACAAUGCUAAGAUGCUUGUUCAACGAUGUCAACUGUGUCAAUACCAUCACCAUCGGAUCCAUACUCCCCCAACAGUACUUCAUCCACUUGCUGCCCCUUGGCCCUUCCACACUUGGGGUCUGGACCUCAUUGGCCCAAUCAAUCCUACAGUUCAUCAAAUGCAUUGGAUUCUCACAGCUACAGAUUUCUUUUCCAAGUGGGCUGAAGCAUUCCCCUUGCGCCAUGCCACAGGCAUCGCUGUUACAGCCUUUAUUAGUGAAAAUAUCAUUUGCUGGUUCGGCAUCCCAGCGAUCAUCUUCUCAGACAAUGGCACCCCCUUUGUUAAUUAUUGGGUUGCUCAGCUUCUUCAGCAAUAUAACAUCACACAGCGCCGAUCUUCUGCUUACUAUCUCAAAGGCAACGGCCAAGCUGAAGCAACCAACAAAUCUCUCCUUAAAAUCAUCAGUCGCACGGUCGCCGAGCACAAGUCUAAUUGGGUCGAUUAG